AUGCUCCCUCCCUCUCCUGGCCAGCGCUCCAGCCUUCCCGCCCUCCCGGAGCGGGCGCACCUGCCUCCGCCCCCCGCCCCUUCUGGAGGAGUUCGUGGUGAGGCCCCAGGCUGUGGCUGGACCAGGAUCAGCAUGGAGAGUCCCCUCAGCCAGAGGACAGAGCCCCUGGGCAGCCUCCCUGUGGGGGUGAAUUCUGGGAGCUCAGAGCCGGGAGCGCAGGACCUGACUGAGGCGGGAGCAGAGCAGGAACUCAGGUGGAUCGAGCUGGGCUCUGAGGAGGCCCUGGGAGCAGGGGCAGAGGGGCCGGGCGCCCCACAGGCCGGGGGAUGCCUGCUGCAGGCCGUGUGGGGCGGCCACCCAGGCCUCGCGAUGCAGCUGCUGCGGCAGGGAGCCAGUGUGGAGGCGAGGGACAGAGCGGGAAGGACCCCUCUCCAUCUGGCGGUGCUGCGCGGCCACGUGCCCCUGGUGCGGCUCCUGCUGCAGCGCGGGGCGCCGGUGGGAGCCGUGGACCGCGCGGGGCGCACGCCGCUGCACGAGGCCCCCUGGCACGGGCACUCGCAGGUCGCCGAGCUGCUGCUGCGACGCGGAGCCCUGGCGGCGGCGCGCUCCGGGGCCGGCCUCACGCCGCUGCACUGGGCGGCCGCGCUGGGCCGCACGCUGCUGGCUGGGCUCCUGCUGGCGGCACCGGGCCCGGGCGCCGAGGUGGCGGACACGUGCGGCUGGACGGCGGCGCAUUGGGCGGCCGCAGGCGGCCGGCUGCCGGUGCUGGAGCUGCUGGCGGCGGGCGACGGCGCGGGCCUGGACGGCGCCCUGCUAGUGGCGGCCGCGGCGGGGCGCGCGGCGGCGCUGCGCCUCCUCCUGGACUGCGGCGCGCGGGUGGACGCCCGGGACAGCGCGGGGGCCACCGCGCUCAGCAUCGCCUCCGCUUCGGGCCGCCGGCAGGACAUGGAGGUGCUGCUUGACCACGGAGCCGACCCGGGCCUCCCGGACAAGCAUGGACGCGCUGCACUCCAUAGAGCGGCCGCCAGGGGGCACCUGCCUGCCGUCCAGCUGCUGGCAGCGCGGGGAGCGGAGCUGGAUGCUCGAGACUCCUUGGGCCUCACCCCCCUGCACCACGCCGCUCGGGGAGGCCACGUGGAAGUCGCCAGCCACCUCCUGGACAGAGGCGCACAGGUCAACGCAGCUGGCUGGCUCCGCAGGACACCCCUGCACCUCGCUGUGGAGCGAGGCCACCGCCCCACUGCAGAGCUCCUGCUGCGCAGGGGCGCCAGCCCCGCCCCAAGCGCCCCGUGGGGUCCGGUGGCCCAGGACCUGGUGUCCUCGGGGGGCCUGCCCCAGGCCAGGCCUGCCCUUGACUGGGAGCAGAAUGACGGCUAGGGGCACACAGCCCGGCG
Messenger RNA from Pteronotus mesoamericanus, 1394 nucleotides. RefSeq names its product ankyrin repeat domain 65 (gene ANKRD65). Bases 1 to 1377 code for a protein of 458 amino acids. The transcript is spliced from 5 exons. The record is from RefSeq and is a predicted model, not a curated record. Gene Ontology annotation, cellular component: nucleus. Lineage: Eukaryota; Metazoa; Chordata; Mammalia; Chiroptera; Mormoopidae. Gene Ontology annotation, molecular function: protein binding.